Molecule: messenger RNA, 2010 nt
Organism: Armigeres subalbatus
Lineage: Eukaryota; Metazoa; Arthropoda; Insecta; Diptera; Culicidae
Product: ABC transporter F family member 4-like
Exons: 2
Coding region: 132-1604 (490 amino acids)
Biological process (GO): negative regulation of transcription by RNA polymerase II; chromatin organization
Cellular component (GO): pericentric heterochromatin
Molecular function (GO): chromatin binding
Source: RefSeq, a predicted model, not a curated record
GCAGCGUCUCUCCAGAAAAGCGACUGCCUCAUCGAGCACAGUUUGUUCUCUUCGAGUAAAUUGAUUCGCAGAUUUUUUUGCUGCUAAAACUUUACUGAAAAUAUAGUGGUAAAACGUAAUUUGGAGGCAAAAUGCGGAAGGAAAAUCUCAAACGUAAAGAUGCCGAUGAUACCGAGAACGGAUCGGACAACGAGGAGCAGGAAAAUUCGCCUGCCGCAGCCGACAAGGAUGAGGACACCGAAAUGCCAAGUGCAAACGAAAACACUGAAGAAAAUGGAGACUCGAAAGAGCCCGGCACCGAUGAAGAGUUCGAAGAUGCUGAGACCGGCGAUGAUAAGGAUGCGAAAAAAUCGGACGCCGCCAAGGAUAAGGAAAAGGAAACAGACGAUGAGGACGGCAAGAAUGGUGAGGAUAAGGGAGAGGAAGAGGACGACGUCCCGUUGAAGAAGGGCGGUCGCGGAAAGCCAAAGCCCAACAAAAAAGCUGUCAAGGAGACUAACGGAGAUUCGGUGGAAAACGGUGAUGGUAAGGAUGAGGAGAACGGUGAUGGUGAUGAAGAGGAAGACGAAGAUGCUGAAGAGAAUAAUGCCGAGGAAGAUAAAGAGGAAGCUGAUUCGGAUUACGAGUCUGGUUCAAAGAAAACGAAGAAGGGGACUGCUGGAAAGCGUGGUGCUCCCAAGAAAAAAGUAUCGAAAAAAGCAAAACCAAAACCCGCUAAGAAAUCCAAGAAAGAAGAAGUAGAAGAAGAUGAGGAAGAGGACGAUGAGGAAGAAUAUGAAGUCCAGGAGAUUGUGGAUCAUCGUAAAGAGCGCGGUGGCAAGAUGGUUUAUCGCAUUCGCUGGAAGAACUUUGGAGCAAAGGACGACACUUGGGAACCGGAGUCCACACUGUCUUGCCCGGACAUUAUCAAGCGCUACAAGGCGAAGAUUGCGAAGGAGGAAAAAAAGAAGGAAGAGGAAGAAGACGACGAUGAGGAGGAAGAAUAUGAAGUUCAAGAAAUUAUAGAUCACCGUAAGGAACGCGGUGGUAAAAUGGUGUAUCGCAUUCGUUGGAAAAAUUUUAGCGCUAAAGACGACACCUGGGAACCGGAAGCUACCCUUUCAUGCCCGGACAUUAUCAAGCGCUACAAAGCUAAGAUCGAAAAAGAGGACUCUGCUCCACCGACAAAGAAAGGUAAACCGGGCCCAAAGGAGUCAGCCAAAAAGGGUGCUGCUGGCAAGAAAGACAAACCAAAGGCACCCCCGAAAAAACGUGCUACGAGAGAGGAAUCUGAAGACGAGGAAGAUGAAGAUGAGGAUGACACCGAGUACGAGGUGGAAAAGAUUAUCGAGGUACACUUCAAACGCAACGGACAACGGGAGUAUUUGGUUCGCUGGAAGGGAUUCUCCUCGAAGGACGAUACCUGGGAACCGGAAGAUAACUUGCACUGCAAAGAUUUGAUUGAAAAGUUUAACGAAAAGCUGGAAAAAACGAAGAACGCAACUGUCAAGGAGUUGCGAAUGAACAGGAAGCAACCCGAACGGCUCAAUUUGUCCGAAAGAGGUCACAAGACGUCCAAACGCAAUGCUGGAAAGGUUCGGGUCAACUACUAUGAUGGAGAGUAAAUCUUGUCUGAAUGUGGAAAUUAGGCCACUGGCCUAGAAAGACGGAGGAUUACAAUUAACCUAUUCUUUAUUGGUGUACCGUAGAUUUAAGAGCGCAACUACACAAACAAAUGCAUCUUACCUUUGUAUUUAGGCAUGUAAUCCAAGUGGAAUGAUGAGAACAGUUAUCCGUAUUCUUGUUAAUGAUGAAUGUAGUUGAAGACAAGAAAAUGAACAGUCAAAAGCUACUUCGACUCGUACAAGGAUAUAGUUUUUAUUUUUCAGAUUAUUUUUAAAUUUUUUCGGUCUGUAUCUGGUACGUACUAGGACUGGAUAAUCAAGAAAAUUAUCAAAAAGAGUGUAUUUUAUUUUACAUGAGCAUUUGUAUGAAUCAAACUAUCAUAAAUAAUAAACUACUCUAGAUUAA